CCGCUCUCACUCACCCGGACGAACACAGUUUCGAUCAUAGUCUAACUCCCCUUUCGAACAUGCUCAACUUAUGGAUUUUUUAUCGAGAUGAGAACAGGGUCAUUGGACUAUCCAUCAAUGAGGAAAUGACUGUCGUCAAACUUGUCACGGAAUGCAUGAACCAUCUUCAGAUAAAUCCUACAAAGGCGUACAUCAAGCUGUACCAGUUGGACCAUGUUGCGUACGAAGCCGACGUGGAUUUUGACCCGAAAUGGAUCCAGGGCAAGCGUUCCGUCCCGCUAUACAAACCUUUAACGGACUAUAUUGUUUCCCCAAACACGCCACCGUGGCUCUCUUUUUGUGUGGUUAAAGGUGGACUUUUCCAAGUUCAGUGUCUGGAUCCUGCUCAUAUUAGUAUCUGUGCAGUUGACAGGAAAUCAGCAGCAUUUUUCGACCAUAGCGGUGUUGAGUCCGGAGAGCAUGAUGCGCUGAAGUGGAACCUUCCAUUGUCCAAGACUUUUCAAAACGCGGUUCUCCUCGGCAAGAAUGCGGAUGCACCGUCCAAGGCAGCGAUGCCCAGAGAGUGGAUAGAAGCACAGCGUCGUGGUCCGAAUCUAACUGGGCGGCCCCCCGAAUACCUGGGACAUCCGAUCGGGAUAUACGCUCCUGUCUUCGAAGACUUCAAAUAUUCAUUCUCCAAUAAAAACCUCGACACGAUCACCCCAGAAGAGUAUUCGUUAGCGCAUUUGCUCAUUCAUUUAGCAAAUGCGGUAUACAAUGAUGAAGAUACGCGCCGUCGUAAUAUUGAACCUGUCCUGAACAACAUGCUUGGGAAGGUUGCACUGCAGAUCGUCAAUGACGACAAAUCUGCAGCAGAUGGGUCGAUAAUGGCAGACGUACCGAACAGUCAAACGCUUCUCGCGGUGGAGGUUGCUAUUUACGAGUAUAAGCCCGAAAUCACUGUGGGAUAUUCGGAGGCCAACAAUGAAAUUGCAGCAACUGCAAGGAAGAGCUGGGUUCAGGAUCGAGUAAAUGUCCCCUCAUCGUGA
Dacryopinax primogenitus is the source of this 1028-nucleotide messenger RNA. RefSeq lists its product as uncharacterized. The transcript has 3 exons. The coding region runs from base 60 to 1028 and encodes 322 amino acids. Lineage: Eukaryota; Fungi; Basidiomycota; Dacrymycetes; Dacrymycetales; Dacrymycetaceae. The record is from RefSeq and is a predicted model, not a curated record.